UAUUGUCACUUGCGAAGCGAAUAAAUUUGGCGAAGCGAACGGUUUGGCGAACACACCUAAAAUUUGCAUUGUGAGUGGCGAAUGAACUUUUUCGCCGGACAUGCGUCGUUGCCAUUCAAACAAACUAAAUGAGUUCAUCCUCAUUUGACGUUUCUGUCAUUUAUACUUCGAAUUCCUUGUUAUUACAAACUAAAAUUUGAAAAGCAAAAUGUUUUAUAACGUAGAUUUAUAUUUUGAGGAUAGUUAUAAUGUUGAACCGCGAGCUAACCUUCUUCGUCAGCGGCGUUUUAUUAGAGAUUACUCUAAUCCUAUGGAGCUGCCGUCCACAGUAUUUAUAGCGAAUUUUCGGCUAAGCAAGGACGCUUUUAUGUAUGUGCUGGACAAAAUCAAGGACAAAUUUAAUUGCCGCCUGUCCUCAUCUGUAACGCCAAUGCUAAAAUUGUGUUGCGCACUGAGAUUUUUUGCGCAUGGCAGUUAUCAGCAAGCUGUAGGAAAUGAAUUUCAAUUGGGUCUUGCGCAACCUACAGUUUCGCUCAUUUUAAAGGAGGUAUUGCCCAUUUUAGAAAGAGAAAUUUGCAGUGCUUCGAUAAUCACAGAAGUGACAGAAGAAGAGAAGCAACAGGCAAGGAGCAAAUUUUUCUCCAGAUCAGGAAUACCCAACGUAAUUGGCUGUGUUGACGGAACACAUAUUGCGAUUUAUGCCCCCACCGCAAAUAGACACCUCUAUCUAAAUAGAAAAGGCUUUUUUAGUAUAAAUGCUAUGAUUGCUUGCGAUCAUGACAUGAAUAUCCGGUUUGUGGAUGCUAGAUAUGCUGGUUCUACACAUGAUUCGUUCGUGUGGAACAAUAGUUCAUUAAAGACUUAUUUGGAGAAUAUGCAUCAAAGUGGCGAUCAUAACUCUAUUUAUUUAGGUGAUUCCGGAUACCCGCUUAGUCCUUAUUUACUAACAGCCGCCAUGCAGACUCUGGAACUAGGGAGUCAAUUAGAAACGUCGUUGAAC
Messenger RNA from Rhagoletis zephyria (snowberry fruit fly), 1000 nucleotides. RefSeq names its product putative nuclease HARBI1. The record is from RefSeq and is a predicted model, not a curated record. NCBI's taxonomy places the organism in Eukaryota, Metazoa, Arthropoda, Insecta, Diptera, Tephritidae.